AAUGGAUACAAGCGCGACUCAACCUGUGGAAGCCGCCCGUGAUGAACAGCUGAUCCUCCCGCAGUGGAUAAAAAAAAACCAAAAAAAAAAACCCGAUGACCAUGAUCACCGCCGAGUCAUGAUUGCUCAUCCCACGCGCGGCACUAUGUGAUUAGUUAUUGGAGAAGUAGACAAAAGGGAAAUAACUAGAAGGAAAGUAGAUUGGAGUGCGUGAAGGAGUGUUUUUUGGACCUGUUGAUCAUCAGUGUGACGGACGGACACACAGAGACUACCUGCAGCUCACCGACCAUCAACUAUGUUAUUGUCAAGUUUGCUUCUCUUCACCUUUUCUCGCUUUUGGGCGCCUCUGUUCCUCUGCUACCUGCCUCAAGUCUCCGCACAGAAGCCGGGCUCACGGUGGCUGAUCGGAGACAGGGACAGUCACUGUGGGGUCAUCUGCUCUCGGACGCAGGGGAAGCCGGUGUGCGGCUCGGACGGCCGGAGCUAUGAGACCGGCUGUGAACUGCAGAGGGCGCGCUGCAAAGAUAAAACACUGACACUGGCACACCGCGGCCGGUGUCGAGGCAAAAAUUGGGUGAUAAUCGAUCAGUUGCCGGUGGCUCCGGCACCAACUUCCACAUCUGAGACGAGAGACCUGGAGCUCAAAGAUGCAGGUCAGUCCAAGUGUCGCGUUGAGAGGAACCAGGCUUUGGAACAAGCCAGGAGACCUCAAGAGUCCAUGUUUAUCCCAGAAUGCAACGAGGAUGGAACAUUUGCUCAGGUCCAGUGCCAUACUCUGACAGGUUACUGCUGGUGUGUCACCAGUGAUGGCAAGCCAGUGAGUGGCUCCUCUGUGCAUAACAGGACCCCGGUGUGUUCAGGAAACUUCCGUGAAUUUAUGGGAACUCAUGCUGGGACAAGUGGAUUGUCAGGGUCAGUAACCGAUAGACCACCCGGGCCACCGAACUCUGGUAGAAAAGUCUCUUUCCGUUUCUUUCUCACCCUCAACCCAGAUGAUGGCUCCAAGCCCACACCCACAAUGGAGACUCACGUCCCCCCUGAGGGUGACGAGAUAACUGCUCCAACGCUGUGGAUAAAACAGCUGGUUUAUAAGGAGAAUAAGCAGAACAGCUCCACUUCCAGGAAGCAAGAGAAAGUUCCCUCUUGUGACCAGGAGCGACAGAGUGCACUGGACGAGGCUCGGCAGAAUCCUCGCGAGGCCAUUUUCAUUCCCGACUGCGGUCUCGGAGGCCUUUACAAACCGGUCCAGUGCCACCAGUCCACAGGCUACUGCUGGUGUGUUCUGGUGGACACGGGACGGCCCAUUCCUGGAACCUCCACCAGGUACCAGACGCCAGAGUGUGACGGCGCUGCGCGAUAUCGCAUCUCAGACGCUGAAGAUCCCUUCCAAGGCAGAGAGCUGACAGGCUGCCCAGAGGGGAAGAAAGUGGAAUUCAUUACAAGCUUGUUAGAUGCCCUCACCACAGACAUGGUUCAAGCCAUAAAUUCACCAGCCCCCUCCGGUGGUGGGAGGUUUGUUGAGCCUGACCCCAGUCACACUUUAGAGGAGCGGGUGGUGCACUGGUACUUCGCCCAGCUGGACAACAACGGCAGCCAUGACAUCAACAAGAAGGAACUCAAGCCAUUUAAGAGGUACCUGAAGAAGAAAGCCAAACCCAAGAAAUGCGCCCGCAAGUUCACCGACUACUGUGACCUGAAUAAGGACAGAGCCAUUUCCCUGCAGGAGCUGAAAGGCUGCCUGGGCGUCAGCAAGGAGGGUAGCUCAACAACAAGUGGCAACCAAGGGCCAAGGCAAGGGACAAAAUUGUUCAUAGGUCGUCUGGUGUGAGAAGAGAAGGAUCCAGAAGCUGAGACGAGAGCAGAGGGCACAGAGGGAAGGCAUCUGUACGCUUGCUGACAGGAAAGAGAAAGAUGGAGCAGAAAAAUGAAGAAGUUCCCGAGUUUCAAAAAAAAAACAAAAAAACAAAAGUGAACAGAAAAAAGUGAAAAGAAAACAAAGCGGCGCCAAAAUAUUUGCACUUUCUCCUCCCUAUGUUUGACAUUUUAUCCGUUUGUACGUGUUUUUUUUCUUCUUUUCAAUUGACUGCAAAGGUCUAGGUAAGAAUGAGAAUAUAUUUGUAAAAAGAUCACCACUGGAAGAUGUGUAUGAUACCACAUUUCCCCUUGUGUUUUAGUCUGCUGUUGUGAUUCAUUCUGUCCUCGCAGAACAGGAACAGGCACUAACACACAUUUUGUGGCUACUAAAUUAAACUUACACUUCCCCUGUUACACACAGCAGCCCACAGGCCAGUGGUAAGUCACUAAAGAGGAGCUUACAGUCAAAUUCAGCCCAAAUGUUGCUCGAUACUCAGGAGGAACUAUGGCAAUGUAGGCUUAAAGAAAUGUGUAAUGUUGUAUGCGAGCAUAUUAAGUGAACGGCAUGUAUUACAAUCUAACUGUGACCGUGAAGUCUAAUUUAUCAGCACAGAAUUAGCUGAGGACUCCCCUUGCACUGCACAGAACUCUGCAGACAGAUUGACAUUUUUGGCUUCAGAAUCAGAUCUUUGUGAACAAUAUGGUCUGGUUUUUGUUCAGUACAUACAGUACCACUGUUGGGGAACGCUCGCUGUAAGAACUUACCACACGAUUACUUAAAGGUGUACUUUUAGUGCAACCCAAAACCAAUGCAAUGCCCAUCAGGUUGUUUGUAGUCCUCUCGGUUAUCAGCAUGUUGUCUGCACAAGAUGCCUUGAGGUUUUCAUUGUUUUUCUACUUUUGUGUAUAAAGUUUGUGCUAACAAAAAAGAAAUCAUUUUAGUUAAGAAAAAAACAUUGCAAAAAGCUAACAGUAACAGAUUGUGGAAAAUGUGUAGCAGCUGUCAAAUACUGGUAUAGAACAUACUCAGUCUAAGCAGCGGUAUACUAACAGCAGGCAAAACAUUUCUACAAGCACAAUUAAUUGGAUUUAAUGUUUUUAUCUAAAAAAUGUUGAUUAAUGCAGCUUUAAGUUCAAACCACAAUGAAGGCCGAUGGUUUACACAUAACUUUUGACAUUCUGUUGUUCAAUGUGUCAUUUUAUGCGGCUAGUUUUACUACCCUACAUGGUUCAUAAUUCAUUACUCAAUUAGUACACAAUGAAACAGCUAAAGACUAUUUCCAGUGUGUUAUUGGUGACGUUUGUUUUUUUUGUUUGGUGAUCAUAGGAUCAUAGGCCACCUUUACAAAUUGCAAUAACAUCAACAAAUCUCUGACAAAGACCCCCCUGGUGGGGAUUUUAUUUUUCCAAAACAGAUUACAGUGCAGAGACGUUUAAAUAUUCGUAUUAGUCCCGGGAAAAAGAGGUGGCAGAGAUGACUAAACCCAACCAGUAAACGGAGUAAAAUGUUUACACGGCUCAGUAUCCCGUUAAUAUCAGCUCAUUUCACUCGUCACACUCACGUUUAUUGCAGUUCUUGUAAACAAGAUGUGGCUUUGACAAAUGCCAGUUCCUAAAAUAAAUAUUUGAGUCUCCCCAGUAAUUUCGGAGUUCAUUUUGUGUAUGUAAACACACGUAUUGCCUGUCCUCCAACAGUUGAUGUCAGUCCUGCUCUGAGAAACACUUACCACCACACAUACUUGGAGCUUUGCCACCUAACGCAAGACAAUGCAGCAAGUCUUUUUAAAUACCCACAAGGGUAUGAGAUGAAGAAGAAAAACACCCGAGAAAAGACCAUAUGAACAAGUUUUGGAAUGAAAAUAAAAUUUCUUCCUCACAUUUGGGAACAAUUGAGUUGGAAAAUUGGAGAAUCCUGAGUUUGCUAUAGUGGUCUGAAUGCUUGCGCAUUUGUUGUGGAGUUGUGUAUUUCUUAUAUUCCCAAGAGUCACUGCAGUGGCUCAUGAACAUGAGACAGAAAAGGCUCCCAUUGUAAAUAUGUACAAUAACCUUUGUUUGUUUGUUUGAUUUACUAAAUUUCACUAUGGGGUUUAUUGGUGUUCACUUAUUCACUGACAUAUAUAUAUAUACUUCUCUCUGUGUUUACAUCAUGUCAAUCAAUAGGCUAUUACAGUAGCUAAUUCACGUUGAAAUGCUUGGACCAGACUGUAUGCCAUAAGCUCUGAGCACUGUUUAUUGUAUCUGUGGUGGGGUUAUUUGACUAUUUCAGCUUGUGUUUUACGACUCCCGUCAUCACUAAACGCCGUCAAGAAUGUAUACAAGUAUCUAACUGGUGCUUAAUCCACUACAAUCACAAGUGGGCAGUUGUGCCAAGAAUGAGAAAAGAAACGUCUCUCUCAGACGGCUGUGCAGUCUCUCCUCCUGAGUGGCUGCUUCGGUCCAGGUUGGAACACUGGCCCUGUGUGUCUGCUGAAGUGCUUCCAGACGCCGCAGAGCUGCAGAUCACAUGAGAGAUCUAAAAACCAACCUAACAGGCUGGUAAUCACUGCUAAUCACGAUGGGGGACGUAUAGUGAGGGAGGCCUACAGACGACUGUCAGUCUGACGGGGAGAAGCCAAGAUUGUCUCGCCGCUCACCGGCAACUUUUCCACUGCAAAGCCCCAACAGGCUUGUCGGGACCAUCUUGAUGUGUUUUGACAAUAUUUCUUGUUCAUAGCUGAAGAAACUAGAUCUGUUGGGAAACAAAACACUGAGACGUGUUGUCUUUGGGUGAAAUUGGUAAAUGAUGUGGCUUGAGGUGCAGAUGUUUGGCGACGCAAUUGAAAACAAAAAUACUUUUCCACUUAUUACACAGGCCCCAUUUCUUGAGUUAUGGGAACCUGUGUCACAAUAGUCUCACACGAGACUAAACAAUAGACAGGACCAAAAAGAAAGAGAUGUUUUUUGGAGGGGAACCCACACUGAUAGAGUUUACGAAGAGCAUCUUGGCACACAGCAGUGGCUUACACCUGGGUUGUAUCACUUUUCUGGGUAGUUUGUGUUUUUCCCCACCUGAACUGAGACAUAAAUUUAAAGCGGCCAUAAUGAGAAAUUAACGUGUAUAUAUUGUACGGCUACCAAGCACCAUUUUGCUUUACCCACCAUAGUUGCACUACAUUAGGUACAAUCAUGCCAGAAAAACAACAACAAAAGUAACGAUAAUAUAGAACUGAUCCAGAUACAGUUUUAUACCACAUCUACUCAAACUAUGCUCAGUUUAGACUCAGUGUUGUGCAGCAGAAAGCCAUUUAGAGCUGGAGCACAGGACAAGAUCUCUGUGGGGGGGGAGAAGGAGUUCAACACUGCCCCCUAACGGUGAAGAUGGUUCACUGCAGACUGCAACUCCACAUAUUGAACCCUGUUAGCCAGAUAUGCACACACACAGGUCUAUUAAACAUUAUCAGCCAAGCCAAUUCAAUUCAAUAAACUGACAAUACUUGGUUUUAAAGACAGGUUAUGUCCUGCAACUUUCUAACUUUAAUGGGGACUUAUAUGCCACUAUUUGUUUAAAAGUUGGCAGGUGAUAUUGUAAAACUAGCUUACGGUGGACUCUUUUGUUGCUUCAUAAUUUGCUUCAUAACUGUUUUGACUGAUAAAACUUGACUACAAA
Anarrhichthys ocellatus (wolf-eel) is the source of this 5500-nucleotide messenger RNA. RefSeq names its product SPARC related modular calcium binding 1 (gene smoc1). Gene Ontology annotation, biological process: extracellular matrix organization. Gene Ontology annotation, molecular function: calcium ion binding; extracellular matrix binding; heparin binding. Bases 296 to 1828 code for a protein of 510 amino acids. The transcript has 15 exons. NCBI's taxonomy places the organism in Eukaryota, Metazoa, Chordata, Actinopteri, Perciformes, Anarhichadidae. The record is from RefSeq and is a predicted model, not a curated record. Gene Ontology annotation, cellular component: basement membrane.